Condylura cristata (star-nosed mole) is the source of this 1923-nucleotide messenger RNA. RefSeq names its product sodium channel, non voltage gated 1 beta subunit (gene SCNN1B). Gene Ontology annotation, cellular component: membrane. NCBI's taxonomy places the organism in Eukaryota, Metazoa, Chordata, Mammalia, Eulipotyphla, Talpidae. Gene Ontology annotation, biological process: sodium ion transmembrane transport. The record is from RefSeq and is a predicted model, not a curated record. Gene Ontology annotation, molecular function: ligand-gated sodium channel activity. The coding region runs from base 6 to 1919 and encodes 637 amino acids. The transcript is spliced from 12 exons.
CCACAAUGCAAGUGAAGAAGUACCUGCUGAAGUGCCUGCACCGGCUGCAGAAGGGCCCUGGCUACACGUAUAAGGAGCUGCUGGUGUGGUACUGCGAUAACACCAACACCCAUGGCCCCAAGCGCAUCAUCCGUGAGGGGCCUAAGAAGAAGGCCAUGUGGUUCGUGCUCACCCUGCUCUUCGCCUCCCUGGUCUGCUGGCAGUGGGGCGUCUUCAUCAGGACCUACCUGAGCUGGGAGGUCAGCGUCUCCCUCUCCAUCGGCUUCAAGACCAUGGACUUCCCGGCCGUCACCAUCUGCAAUGCCAGCCCCUUCCAGUACACCAAGGUCAGCCAUCUGCUCAAGGACCUGGAUGAGCUGAUGGAAGCAGUCCUAGACAGGAUCCUGGCCCGAGAGCCGAGCCAGAGCAAUGCCACCCGGGCCCUGAACUUGGCCAUCUGGAACCACACACCUCUAGUCCUUAUCGACGAGCGGAACCCCCACCACCCCGUGGUCCUCGAUCUCCUUGGGGACAACCACAAUGGCUCAGCCAGCAGCAGCCUGGCACCAGGAGAUGUCUGCAAUGUCCACGGGUGCAAAAUGGCCAUGAGACUAUGCAGCAGAAAUGGGACCGUGUGCACCUACCGGAACUUCACCAGUGCCACCCAGGCCGUGACGGAGUGGUACAGCCUGCAGGCCACCGACAUCUUCUCGCAGGUGCCGCGGCGGGAGCUGAUGCAGAUGGGCUACCCCGCCGAGCGGCUGAUCCUGGCCUGCCUGUUCGGGGCAGAGCCCUGCAGCCACAGGAACUUCACCACCAUCUUCCACCCUGAUUACGGCAACUGCUACAUCUUCAACUGGGGCAUGACGGAGAAGGCGCUGCCUUCAGCCAACCCAGGCGCUGAGUUCGGCCUCAAGUUGAUCCUGGACAUAGGCCAGGAGGACUACGUGCCCUUCCUGACGUCCACGGCCGGCGCCCGGCUGUUGCUGCACGAGCAGAGGUCGUACCCCUUCAUCAAAGACGAGGGCAUCUACGCCAUGUCGGGGGCCGAGACGUCCAUCGGGGUGCUGGUGGACAAGCUGGAGCGCAAGGGCCAGCCCUACAGCCAGUGCACCGUCAACGGCUCCGACGUCCCCAUCCGCAACCUGUACAGCAGCUACAACACCACCUACUCCAUCCAGGCCUGCAUCCGCUCCUGCUUCCAGGACCACAUGAUCCACAACUGCAGCUGUGGCCACUACCUGUACCCGCUGCCCCCGGGGGAGAAAUAUUGCAAUACCCGGGACUUCCCAGACUGGGCCUAUUGCUACUCCAGCCUGCGCCGGAGUGUGGCCCAGAGGGAGACCUGCAUCGGCCUGUGUAAGGAGUCCUGCAAUGACACCCAGUACAAGAUGACCAUCUCCAUGGCCGACUGGCCUUCCGUGGCCUCCGAGGACUGGAUCUUCCAUGUCUUGUCUCAGGAGCGGGAUCAGAGCACUAACAUCACCUUGAGCAGGAAGGGAAUCAUGAAGCUCAACAUCUACUUCCAAGAAUUCAACUAUCGCACUAUUGAGGAGUCAGCAGCCAACAACAUCGUCUGGCUGCUCUCGAACCUGGGCGGCCAGUUCGGCUUCUGGAUGGGGGGCUCCGUGCUGUGCCUCAUCGAGUUCGGGGAGAUCCUCAUCGACUUCAUGUGGAUCACGGUCAUCAAGCUGGUGGCCCUGGCCAAGGGCCUGCGGCGGAGGGGCAGCCAGUCGCGCUAUGCCCGCCCGCCGCCCACCGUGGCCCAGCUCGUGGAGGCCCACACCAACCUCGGCUUCCAGGCCGACGCGGCCGUCCGCGACCCCGGCCCCGAGGAGCAGACCCUGCCCAUCCCGGGCACCCCGCCCCCCAACUAUGACUCCCUGCGCCUGCAGCCCCUGGACGUCAUGGAGUCUGACAGCGAGGGGGAUGCCGUCUAGACCC